GGGCGUAACUACAGAGGUCUGUUGAUGUGGACGUAGGUGUAACUUGCUACCGCGUGCCGCGCGACUUCCAGCGGCCUCGGGAGUAUAGAGGCCCAUCACAUGCCCAGCUGCCAAGGAUACGCUCUCCGAUUGCGUCUACGCACGCGUGAUGUGCUUAGAUAUGUAUACAAACACAAGUAACGCAGCUAGCAAACGCUAUAUAUUUGCUUUCGUGAUAAUGCUGGACAGCCGACUUGCAGUCUGGCCGGAUAUCUCGCGGAACAUGCAGUGCGACGUGAUGUCAUGUUAGCAUCUUUGCCGAGACAACGUUAGCGGAUACACGUAGUGCCUCAGCGUGCCGCUUACUAGUAGUUUGCAGCUUCUACGCAUGUCAGUCUGUCAUCGCGUCUGAGUCCUCGAAUCUUGCACGCGCCGACCGCGUUAUCAAUCAAAUUGGGCGGAACCUUUCGUACACGUCCGAAUAUAUAAGCGACGCGUGUGUCGGACGGUUAGGAUAUACCAGCGUCGCAACAUGCGCGAUAAUUGCUAGGUGUGAGCGUCUGUGUAUAUACACGUGCACGUGCUUCAUGUGCGGCAGACGAUAGCCGACCGAACGUCAUGACAGUCACGUCUGUUGCCUAAGACCGUCGCUAGCAGCUCGAUCACGACAACGAUAUUACUGACACAUCUAUGCAACGAUAUAACUGAUAUCACGCGGAGCAACGUCGACGAGAAAGAGAAGAAGACAUCGCUGACAGAAGCCGGUACUAGCGCGCGUGUAUGCGGAUUGGAUGUGCACAUCCCUUGUCGGUUAGCUAGUCGCCAUCUCGAACAUGCACCGCGUGGACACGAGGAAAGAGUGUUGCUCACUCUCUACGUCGCACAGAUGCCGACUGAUGGUGCAGCUGUUCGUAAUGGCCUUGAGUCUGGCAGACUUGUCGCAUGCCGAAAUCUUCAGGCUCGGCUACAUCACGGGGAACUACGCGUCACCCGAACACCCGAUGUACACGAAGCCCGGUCAGUCCAUUAGUGGUGCUCUCUCGCUAGCCGUCAGCGAAAUCAACUCAGAUCGUGACAUUCUGCCAAACGACAUCUUAGAGUUUGUCGUAGGCGAGACGCACGGGGAUAGUUUGCUCAGUUUGAAACAAACUGCUAGGCUAUGGACUGACGAUGUCUCAGCGUACAUCGGCCCGCAGGAGACGUGCUUUAGUGAAGCGAAUCUAGCAGCAGCCUUCAAUAUUCCUAUGAUAUCCCAUUUUUGCUUGGAGCCGGAAGUAUCUGACAAGGGCCGGUUUCCAACAUUCGCAAGAACGCGACCGCAAGCCUCUGAUGCCGUUACGUCAGUAUUAAAGCAGUUCAACUGGAACAGUGUGUACAUUCUGCAUAGUGCGAACGAAUAUUUCACCCUCGUCGCCAGAUCAGUGCAGAAGCAUCUGCACGCGAACCACAUAACGGUGAACGGAAUCAAAACCUGGGAAGCGAAAUACUUCCACGGUUUUACGGCAAAUCCUUUCAUACCACUGAUCGAUGAAUCAUACGCUGAAACUAGAAUUUACCUAGUUAUCGGGGAUACGCAUGAAUAUAUCGGAUUGCUGACGUACAUGGAAGAAAGGGGUCUCUUCGACAACGGUGACUACUUUGUAGUUGGACUUCACGUGGACGAGAUUUACAAGCAUAAAGAAGCGGAAAACUACAUUAAAGGUGUGUUGGAACCUUUCGUGCAGGAAGCGACUGUAAGAGCGUACAGGUCCUACAUUGGUAUCAUAGGGGCACCGCCGGUUAACCCUGCUUAUAACAAGUUCACUGCUGCUGUAAACCAAUACCUGGAAGCACCGCCGUUCAAUUUCGUUAAUCCUCUAAAAUUAUUUGGAUUAAAAAGGCAGAAGAUAAUACGACCUGAAGCGGCAUAUCUCUACGACGCCGUCUACCUGUACGCCAGAGCUGUGCAUGCAGCUAAAAUGAGGGGAGAAGAUCCGAGAGAUGGGAGAAAUCUCUUAAAACACAUAGCCGGAACGUCAUAUCAAAGUGUGACGGGCUACCUGGUUCACAUGGAUGAGCAUGCCGAUGCUCAAGGUAACUUUACGCUGAUGGCUCUGAAAAUGAUAGACGCUGAGCCAACGCGGUACGGACUCGUGCCGGUUGGAAGCUAUGCGCAGGCAGCGGUCAGCGAGAGUGACACGACGCAACGACAAGAACACAGAUUGGACCUCUUCACAUCGAUCGAUUGGGUGCAAGGCAUACCUCCGACUUCAGAACCUCUCGGCGGUUUCCCUCACACAGACUGCUUUAAUGAGAAUCUCAUUGACGACUCGAAGCGCCAUCUGUGAGGCAAAACAACGUCCCAGAACAUCUGCCUACUUACUUCAAUGUCUAAAGGCUCGGAUAUUUCGCGUUAACUAAACGAUGUCGUAUAUGGAUUUGAAAUUGAUAACUGUUGGGAUAAAACGUGCAGGAGCAGGACUUAUAUAUAUGCGUAUAUGUUGCGGCUCUAUGCUUGAAGUAAAUACUAUUACCUCCGAUGUUAUAUGCUGAGCCCUGUUCAAAUUUCGCUGUUUAUAUAUUUUUUCGCGAUUUUAUCGCUUGUUGAAUAGAUUUGCUAUGUGUGAACGAAACAAGGUCAACCUGAUCGUCACUUUAAACGAUUUGUCUUUGCUUCGCUAUGUAGUGCGCGUCCGAUAUCUGAUACAAUCGUACAUAACUCCCAAACCGUGUUUAUGUUGUAAAUACAGAUAUAUUUAUUUAUUUAUUUAUUAAAUUUUUAGCAUUCCGUGAACAUGUUUUCUUUUAUGCUAAUAUAGACUAGACUUGUUAGAAAUUAGGGAUAACGUACAUUGUAUAAGUUGAAGAGUAAGCAUGAAUGUGGCGUCCGCGUGUUAGAUGCUGGCGAGAUAGAUGUUUAAGUGGAAGUAAUCAUGCUAGCUUCAGCAUUCGUGUAUCGGGGUGUCACAUCACAAAAGCAUGGCAGCAACGUACCAGCUAGUAGAAAAGGUGACUGACUCGAUAAAGGUUUCCGCGUGACUUAGAAUAACAAUGUUUGUUGACUCUUAUUCAUUAUAAUUAAUCGUUAGUUUUUCUCAUUUCGUAACGAGCUCUGCUCAAAUUUGUUGACGCUAAAUAUCGCCGCUCGGAGCGCUAUAGGUAGUCAUAGUAAAUCGAGGUUCGCGAGCCGACGCAAAAACAGAAUGGAAGUUCAUCCUCAUGGCGGAAAGAGAUAACGGUAGAAGAGCAGGUAUAUGGAUGCGUGGCUUAAAUGUGUUACAAACUAUAUUACGAAUUCCGCCAAAGCAGUGCUGAAUGUUUGCGAAGGUUGCAUAUUAAAGUACACAUGCCAACAUAAGCAACUGUUUCGCUUGGUAUCGUAAUAAGGCACAUCGCUGAAUUACUUCAUAGACGAUCUUAUCCACCAACAAAGGAACUGGACGGAACUCGUAUUAAAUUUGCAUGAUAGCAUAGUGCUAUAUUACAGAAUUGUGUCUUGCUAAUAAAGCUUUAACUGAACGAAAA
Messenger RNA from Priapulus caudatus, 3483 nucleotides. RefSeq names its product guanylate cyclase 32E-like. The record is from RefSeq and is a predicted model, not a curated record. The coding region runs from base 813 to 2306 and encodes 497 amino acids. Gene Ontology annotation, molecular function: adenylate cyclase inhibiting G protein-coupled glutamate receptor activity. The transcript is spliced from 7 exons. Lineage: Eukaryota; Metazoa; Priapulida; Priapulimorpha; Priapulimorphida; Priapulidae.